This is a messenger RNA of Cucurbita pepo subsp. pepo (vegetable marrow), 2256 nucleotides long. The record is from RefSeq and is a predicted model, not a curated record. Lineage: Eukaryota; Viridiplantae; Streptophyta; Magnoliopsida; Cucurbitales; Cucurbitaceae.
GUCCUCUACAGAUCUGCAGUGUCCGUUGCUUUCUUGCGGCUGGAGUUCAUCGCCGAUCAACAAUGGCGUCAAUGGGAGCGGUGACUGUUUCCAAUUUUGUGUCGAGGAGCUCCCUCAUCUCUAGUCAUGGGGCUACAGGCUCAGAGACCAAAACGAGCCUGUCGCAGGUCGGACUGAAGUACCGUGUAGAAACUCACAAGGGGUUGAAAUCCUUGAACAAUUUGGAUGUGCUACGGAAGAAAACCCCUGCUGCAAGUGCUAUUUGCAGGAGUGCCAGUAGGGGAACUGAUGGACUCGGUAGAACUGCUGCGAAAAUUGUGUGUGAACAAGGGAUGAACAUAGUGCUUGUGGCUGCUGAAGUUACUCCAUGGAGCAAAACUGGUGGGCUGGGUGAUGUUCUUGGAGGAUUGCCUCCAGCAUUGGCUGCUAGAGGACAUCGUGUCAUGACGAUAGCUCCUCGCUAUGACCAGUACAAAGAUUCUUGGGACACUGAUGUAACAGCCGAGGUAAAAGUUGGGGAUCAAAUGUUUACUAUACGGUUUUUCCAUUGCUACAAACGAGGAGUUGAUCGAGUAUUUGUUGAUCACCCAAUAUUUCUUCAAAAGGUUUGGGGCAAAACUAAGUCUAAACUAUAUGGGCCUAAUGCGGGAGUGGAUUAUGAGGACAAUCAGUUGCGGUUUAGCCUGUUGUGUCAGGCUGCUCUGUUGGCGCCUUUGGUUCUAAAUUUGAACAGCAGCAAGUUCUUUUCAGGACCAUAUGGGGAGGAUGUUGUAUUCGUUGCCAAUGAUUGGCACACAGCUCUUCUUCCAUGCUACUUGAAAACCAUGUAUCAAGCAAAGGGUAUUUAUAAAAGUGCCAAGGUUGCUUUCUGCAUUCACAAUAUUGCUUAUCAAGGCAGAUUUGCUUUCUCAGACUUUUCCCUUCUGAAUCUGCCUGAUCAAUUCAAGAGUUCCUUUGACUUUACUGAUGGGUAUGAAAAGCCUGUGAAGGGAAGAAAAAUCAACUGGAUGAAGGCUGGAAUAUUGGAAUCUGACAGUGUUUUCACUGUUAGUCCAUAUUAUGCCCAGGAACUUGUUUCGGGAAUUGAUCGGGGUGUUGAAUUGCAUACCAUUCUUCGUUUGACGACCGUUACGGGUAUAUUGAAUGGCAUGGAUGUUCAGGAGUGGAACCCUACAACUGACAAAUACAUUCCCAUCAAGUUCAAUGCUGAAACCGUUGAGGAAGGAAAAGCGCUUCUGAAAGAAGCUCUUCAAGCGGAAGUUGGGUUGCCCGUUGACAGGAACAUCCCUUUGGUAGGAUUUAUUGGUAGACUCGAAGAGCAAAAGGGAUCUGAUAUCCUAUCAGCAGCUAUUCCAAUGUUCAUUAAUGAAGAUGUUCAAUUGGUGGUUCUAGGAACUGGCAAGAAGUAUUUAGAGCGACAACUUGAAGAGCUAGAGAUAAAAUAUCCUGACAAAGCUAGAGGGGUGGCAAAGUUCAACGUUCCUUUAGCACAUCUCAUAAAUGCAGCUGCUGAUUUCUUGAUGAUUCCAAGUCGAUUCGAACCCUGUGGUCUCAUCCAGUUGCAAGCUAUGCCUUACGGAACCAUUCCCUUGGUAAGCACAACUGGUGGUCUCGCCGACACUGUUAUCGACGGUUAUACAGGUCUCCAAAUGGGCGCGUUCAGCGUUGAAUGUGAAACUGUUGCUCCAGCUGAUGCAGCAGCAAUUGCUAAAACUGUCGUAAGAGCUCUAUCACUCUUCAGCACCGCUGCCCACAAAGAUAUGAUACAGAACUGUAUGGCUCAAGAUUUCUCAUGGAAGGGUCCAGCUAAACUAUGGGAAGAAUCUCUGUUGGGAUUGGGAGUCGAUAACAGCCAACCUGGACGAGAAGGGGAGGAAAUCGCUCCUCUCGCCAAGGAAAACGUUGCCACUCCUUGAGUCAGAUAUAAGUUUUCCCAGUUUCUCUUAGUUUAUGUUGAUUGCUAAUGAAGAAGGAAGCACAGAAGCUGUUGAUAUCCAGCUUCCAGCAGGAGCAGGCAGGUGGGGCCACUUUUCAAGUGAUGGCUGCUGCUCCUCCUCGGACAUGACACGAUUGAGAGGUAGAGAACCCUGUGAUUGUGUAUGUCCGUCUAGGAAAACUACAUCUACAGCUUCUGUUUUUUUGCUUUUGAUCUCUUAGUUUUGUCCUUCAGCCACCCUCUCCUGCAAAGGCAAAUAUUACACUACUGAGUUGUUUGUUUCUAAAAUCUCGUGCAAAGGAAUUCUAUCACAAUGCUAA